GCGAAGUUUCAUCGUUUGACCUCAUCUCAACUUGUCAGUUGUUUUUGCGUGUCGUGUCUACAGAGUGAAGAUCCAACUAUUAAUAGGUAAUAUGAGUCUGUGGGUUGAUAAAUACCGGCCAACAUCGCUGGCAAAGCUGGAUUACCACAAGGAGCAAGCAGCCAACAUAAAACAAUUGGUACACAGUGGUGAUUUUCCACAUCUACUUGUCUAUGGGCCGUCAGGUGCUGGCAAAAAGACGCGUAUAAUGUGUCUGCUUAGAGAGCUCUAUGGAUCAGGAGUCGAAAAGUUACGACUUGAACAUAAUAAUUUUACGACACCGUCAAAUCGUAAAAUUGAGAUAACUACUAUAGCCAGUAAUUAUCAUAUUGAAGUAAACCCAAGGUUUGUAAUACUCACAGAAGUAGAUCACCUGACAAAAGAUGCCCAGCAUGCAUUGCGUCGUACUAUGGAAAAAUACAUGGCAACAUGUCGUAUUAUAUUAUGCUGUAAUUCCACCAGUAAAGUCAUCCCCGCUAUCCGGAGUCGUUGUCUCGGUAUUAGAGUAGCGGCACCCUCGAUUGAAGAGAUUUGUCAGAUAUUACACAAUGUGUGCAGAAAAGAGGGGCUCAAUCUGCCCAGUGAGCUGGCCAAGAGACUAGCUGAGAAAUCUGAGCGCAAUCUACGGAAAGCAUUACUCAUGUGUGAAGCCUGUAAAGUACAGCAAUUGCUGGAAGUGAGAGGUCGACUGUAUGAGUUGCUGACGCACUGCAUUCCACCUGAGGUGAUCAUGAAAGGACUGUUAGCAGAGUUGGUCACCAAUUGUGACGGUCAAUUAAAGGCUGAAGUUACACAGAUGGCCGCUUUUUAUGAACAUCGUUUACAAUUGGGAUCAAAGUCAAUUUAUCAUCUAGAAGCGUUUGUUGCCAAGUUCAUGAGUAUUUAUAAACGAUUUCUUGAAGAUGGAAUGGCCGCCAUGGAUUUCUGAGAAAUGUUUUGCUUUUUCAUGUUUUGUCCCGUCAUUGAAGAAAACCUAACAAUGGAUUCCUAACACUUCUGUUCUUAUGUGACAUUCUUUGUAUUUAUACAUCAUAUUAAUGUACUAAGGCUAGUUUGCUUAUGGAAAAUAAACCACUUAGUGUGAAAGCAAA
This is a messenger RNA of Saccoglossus kowalevskii, 1130 nucleotides long. Its product is annotated as replication factor C subunit 3-like. Gene Ontology annotation, biological process: DNA repair; DNA-templated DNA replication. NCBI's taxonomy places the organism in Eukaryota, Metazoa, Hemichordata, Enteropneusta, Harrimaniidae. Gene Ontology annotation, cellular component: DNA replication factor C complex; nucleus. Gene Ontology annotation, molecular function: DNA binding; ATP hydrolysis activity; DNA clamp loader activity. The record is from RefSeq and is a predicted model, not a curated record.